CAGAAAACUGAAUGGUUACCAAACAGACCCCAGUGUUUUCAUAAGGAAGAUCGAGAGACCCGGCCGCCUCUGGAAUGUCUUGUAUCAGAUGAACCAAUGGAUGCAUCAAUUACAAAUGUUAGAAAUGUGGAAAUUGGAAAGCACAAAGGUAAUACUGACCAAGUUGAGGCUUUCAAAUCUUGUGUUGAUGACAUAUUCACAAAGGUUGAUAAGCUUGAGCAAAGAGUGAAUGAGGUUGAGCUAUUCUACUUGACCGCUAGCAAAAGGCAACUGAAUGGUUAUAAAGGUAGCUCAGUCCUUAAAGAUAAGGAGAGGCAUGUUGCCAGUGCAAAGAAGCAGCAACAAGAUGCAUCACGCAGAGAAGCAGCUGCUGCGAAGAGAAUGCAAGAGCUUAUGCGUCAGUUCGGCACAAUAUUGCGUCAGAUCAUGCAACACAAGUGGGCUGGGCCCUUUUUGCAUCCUGUAGAUGUUGAAGGCCUUGGUUUGCAUGACUACUAUGAGGUAAUUGACAAGCCCAUGGACUUCAGUACAAUAAAGAAUCAAAUGGAAGCUAAGGAUGGUACUGGAUAUAAGAAUGUCAGGGAGAUAUGUGCGGAUGUGAGGUUGGUUUUUAAGAAUGCAAUGAAAUACAAUGAUGAGAGACAUGAUGUUCAUGUUAUGGCCAAAACUUUAUUGGGAAAGUUUGAGGAGAAGUGGCUGCAACUUCUGCCUAAAGUUGCAGAAGAGGAAAAAAGACGAGAAGAGGAAGAAGCAGAGGCGCAGUUAGACAUGCAGCUUGCUCAGGAGGCUGCUCAUGCCAAAAUGGCAAGAGAGAUAAGUAAUGAGGUAUCUUACGAUAUUGAUUUUCAUCUGGAAGAAGUCAGAGAAAUGGUUAUUCGGAAGUGCAGAAAAAUGUCAACUGAAGAGAAAAGGAAACUUGGAGCAGCCCUCUCUAGAUUGUCCGCUGAAGAUCUGAGUAAGGCUCUGGAGAUUGUUGCACAGAAUAACCCGAGCUUUCAAGCCACAGCUGAAGAGGUGGAUCUUGACAUUGAUGCACAGACGGAGUCGACCUUAUGGAGGUUAAAGUUUUUUGUGAAGGAUGCAUUGGAAGUUCAGGGAAAGAGUUCAGCAAGCAAGGGGGACAACACCAACACCACCACCACUGCCACCAACAACAACAAACGGAAAAAAGAGAUUUGUGAUGCUAUUGCCAAGACUGCAAAGAAGAAGAGUAAAAAGCUCCCUCUCGAUUAAUCUUGGAGAAUUGAGAGCGAUGCUUUCUGUUUCCCAGAUGGGGCCAAGAGCAGAUUUCGAAAUCCUUUUCUGUGUAAAUCCAUUCGCUGCUGGUGCUCUGGACCAUGAUUGUAAAGUCGGAUUUUAUGGAUCAACAAUUUGUUCACUUUUUGUUGUCUUCUGAUUAUCUUGAUCUGUUCUGCUUCAAUUUUUUUUCCUCGCUUAACAUUCUCUUUCAUCUGAAUCCUCGGCCUGUGCUUAAAAGCUAGCUUAAAUUGAUGGCUUUCUUUCAA
Molecule: messenger RNA, 1505 nt
Organism: Vitis riparia (riverbank grape)
Lineage: Eukaryota; Viridiplantae; Streptophyta; Magnoliopsida; Vitales; Vitaceae
Product: transcription factor GTE6-like
Exons: 9
Coding region: 97-1233 (378 amino acids)
Molecular function (GO): protein binding
Source: RefSeq, a predicted model, not a curated record